AUGCAUUGUUCACGCUUCGUUUGGAAGGUGCUGGGCACUAGGCUUGUCCAGUCGGAAUUUCUUCCUAGACCACGGCCCAACACAAGCAAGUUCCGGGGUGCUCCCCACGUCUACCGUCUAGGAACUUGCAGCACUGUGCACCGGCACCGGGUGUACCGCCAGAAGGCCGUCAUCUGA
Molecule: messenger RNA, 177 nt
Organism: Gaeumannomyces tritici R3-111a-1
Lineage: Eukaryota; Fungi; Ascomycota; Sordariomycetes; Magnaporthales; Magnaporthaceae
Exons: 2
Coding region: 1-177 (58 amino acids)
Source: RefSeq, a predicted model, not a curated record